AUGGGCCGCUCACAGUAUCUGGACGAUCUCGAGGCCAUCCACGAUGAAGAAGAGGAGCUUUGUACGUGGCGUGACUGGGUAGCUGUGCUAUCAUGGAGUCUGCUAGGCUAUCUAUGUAUCAUAUUGACAGUCAUCGGCUAUUAUAAUCCGUCUCUAUUACCAUUUGACCCGACAUCCUUGUUGUUCAAUAAGGAUAUUUCGCCGUUCCUUGCAUUCUCACAGGGUUCGGGACAUUACCCGAAGCCUCAUGGGUUUAAGGUAGUUGCUCUGGUUCCGUUCAACUACCAUGAGCGCGCUGCCAUUUUGGACUGUUACUUGCAGGUUGUCUUCAUCCCUCAAACACAAGACGCUGUUAGCCUCCAAUGGCUCAAAUCAUUAGUGCAGCAAACCCCCGAAUACGCCAUCUCCCUCUCUGGUCAUGAUAUGGACUGGAGAUUUACUCAGGAGAAUGUCAUGUACAUCCGCAUUGACGGAGAUGUCGUCUUCUUUGAAGACCACACUAUCCCCACCAUCGUCAAAACAAAACUGGAAAAUCCUGGAGCAAUGAUGGUUUCCGCAAAUGUUAUCAACGAAGGCACCCUCUCUUCUCUCCAUAGCCAUCCUGGUAUUGCGUUACCAUAUUUACCAGAACUACACCACGUCGAACAACCUUCUCGGUCAAAGUCCCAGCUCAGCAGCGAUUGGAGGGCAUCAAGCCUUCCACGAUGGGAAGGACCUGGCAGCUUCAGAGUCAAGAAAGGUUUUCAGCCACCCUUCCAGGGUCAUCGGUGGCUACUACCAGCCGGUGCAGGCUCAGACCGAGAUCCCAUUGCGUCUUCUGUGUACACAGAGACAGGCCCGACUUUGCAAGAUUGGACAGUCAGUGCCCAGCAGCAUUACUCGUUCCUUGAUCACCUCGAAACAGAUACUCUGAGUCAGUACAAGUUUCCGAUGUGGGUGAACCCGACCGAUCCUGUUAGUAGCAGUUUCGGGUGUUUCUGGGGCAAGGACGCCGAGGCUUUGCGAGAGAUCUUCGGCCACAAAUCCAGUGAAGAACUAUCCAAGUCGUGGACUGCAGCAGACGGAUCUCGUCCGAACGUGACGAUCGACGGCAAAGGCCUAGUCUCACAUUAUUCCUCUCAAUUAGGUGCUGAUGGCUUAGAUGCGACAGAUCUUCUGGAGCGGUAUCGCGCCUAUGCACAGGAAAGGAUUUGCCGACAGACCAUGUGA
Molecule: messenger RNA, 1209 nt
Organism: Penicillium daleae
Lineage: Eukaryota; Fungi; Ascomycota; Eurotiomycetes; Eurotiales; Aspergillaceae
Exons: 2
Coding region: 1-1209 (402 amino acids)
Source: RefSeq, a predicted model, not a curated record